AUGAAAAUUGAAGAAGUAAAGGGUACAACGAAAACACAAUGUAUAUCAGCACAUAGUCAUAUUAAAGGGUUAGAUUUGGAUAAUGAACAACGAGCUAUAUGUUAUGCUGGUGGUCUUGCUGGUCAAGAACAAGCACGUGAAGCAGCAGGUAUUGUUGUUGAAUUAAUUCGUCGAAAGAAAAUGGCUGGUAGAGCUGUUCUACCUUCUGGACCACCUGGAACAGGAAAAAAUUUUAAUAAUCUUUGA
Messenger RNA from Rotaria sordida, 246 nucleotides. NCBI's taxonomy places the organism in Eukaryota, Metazoa, Rotifera, Eurotatoria, Philodinida, Philodinidae. The record is from the annotation of a GenBank genome assembly.